Molecule: messenger RNA, 1470 nt
Organism: Cooperia oncophora
Lineage: Eukaryota; Metazoa; Nematoda; Chromadorea; Rhabditida; Trichostrongylidae
Source: the annotation of a GenBank genome assembly
UUGUCUAUAGCUCGGUUUCUUGCGCUAUUACUCGUGUUUCAGCAUCGCCAUCAUCGCAAAAGGUCUCGUUCAAGGGGUCGUAGUCGGAGCCGCGAGAGAAAGUCCGGUCGAGUACAUAUAAAUCCAAACUUUACGAAUUUGGGACCGACAGCUACAUCGUUGCUAGAGACUAACAACAUUCUCGAAGCCGAAGUAGUAAAUCUGCGAAACGAGUUGAGCUGUACAAGUAUACGGAUCAGGGCGCUCGAGAAUGAGCUCAGCAAUGGUGCUGUUCUUCGUAGUAAUCUCGAGCAAGAAUUAUCCAUGUCUCGUCUCAAUUGUCAAAAACUGCAACAAGCUUCGACUAAGAGUUCACAGGUGAUUUCCUCUCUCAAAAAUGAAGUCGCUACGGUUCGCAAGGAGAAGGAGGCGGUCAUAGAGGUUCUGAAGCAGACAGAAAUGCACCUGUCGGCAAACACGGAACAGGUGUCAUUUCUGACGAAAAGAAAUGAGGUGCUAGGAAAGAAAUGCGAAGAGCUGGUGGAGAAAAAUCGUGUUUGCAGAGAAGAGAAAGACGAUGCCGCUCAGCUUGUCACGUCGAUGAAGAGAGAAGUCGAAAAUAUACAAUCGGCCCUCGACCUUCGAUUGGCAGAAUACAAAAGAAUGGAGGGGGAGCUUUCCGCAGCUCGUGAAAAGGAGCGUAUGUGGAAAGUGGAAAAGUUGGAGUGGGAAAGGAAAUUAGCUAAUAAGGAUUCCACAAUAGCAAAUGAAAGAAAACGAAUGGAAGAACAACGAAAACGUGAUAGGGCACAGCUAGCUGAAAUGGAGAAGAAGUUGAAAUGUGAGCAGCCUGGUUGGGAGUCUCAAUUAGGAGUGGAGGCUGUUUUCCAUGCCAUUGAAGUCAUCAAAAAAGAAUUCGCAGGCCAGAUCCAGCAGCUCACUGAACAGGUGAACCCAUUGAAAGAAAAAAGUUGCGCAUUUGCUGCCGCAUAUCAACUAGCUACUAGCCGUCCUCCUCGUAUAUUCAGUGCACCUCCCUUAUCAGAUGUACAUAUCCCCCUUACGUCUUCAAUAUCUUGCCCGGCUGCCCCGUGCUCAUCGGAUGAAUGUGUGCCAGUGAAAACAUCCAUAGCUGACGUUGAUGAGGCUGUUUUCCAUGCCAUUGAAGUCAUCAAAAAAGAAUUCGCAGGCCAGAUCCAGCAGCUCACUGAACAGGUGAACCCAUUGAAAGAAAAAAGUUGCGCAUUUGCUGCCGCAUAUCAACUAGCUACUAGCCGUCCUCCUCGUAUAUUCAGUGCACCUCCCUUAUCAGAUGUACAUAUCCCCCUUACGUCUUCAAUAUCUUGCCCGGCUGCCCCGUGCUCAUCGGAUGAAUGUGUGCCAGUGAAAACAUCCAUAGCUGACGUUGAUGUAAGUUGCAUCCUUUGCAGGGUUUAUCAGUACAAGAGGAGAGGGUGUCUCAUGUUACGGCCUCAUGUGAAAGCUGGAUGA